Molecule: messenger RNA, 459 nt
Organism: Hypoxylon trugodes
Lineage: Eukaryota; Fungi; Ascomycota; Sordariomycetes; Xylariales; Hypoxylaceae
Exons: 4
Coding region: 1-459 (152 amino acids)
Source: RefSeq, a predicted model, not a curated record
AUGGAUCCAGAUGCUCUCCAAGAUACUAUACCUGUCUUCUGCACCGCCGCCAUAUCUCACGAAAUCUUAAAUGAAUUCCUCGUGCAGGGCUUAGGCGCGCCGGAGCUCGCGAAUCCAGGCGCCGACUUUGUCGCUGUAUUAGUUGAUACCCUUGACGUAGCGACCAUUACCAAACCUUCCCGACCGCCGAUAGGAAAGCCGACCACAUACCCCUUUAUCGACUGGUCCGUCGAAGAUGUCAUCCAGUUCUCUGAAGCACAUUUCGAUCGGUUCAAGCAAGGCAUCGUGCCCGACCACAUUGUCAUUCUUGAUAAGCAGACUGUGGAAGAUAAAACUUGUCUGUUAGUGACACUUCGGGAAGAAUGUGAUCGCGAGUUCCUGGUUACCGCAGUUGGCGGAGACAACUAUUUCAAGCCUACUAGUCCUGAUGGAGUUAUCAGACUUGAUAAUCUGCCUUGA